Erythranthe guttata (spotted monkey flower) is the source of this 981-nucleotide messenger RNA. RefSeq names its product transcription factor MYB56. NCBI's taxonomy places the organism in Eukaryota, Viridiplantae, Streptophyta, Magnoliopsida, Lamiales, Phrymaceae. The record is from RefSeq and is a predicted model, not a curated record. Gene Ontology annotation, cellular component: nucleus. Gene Ontology annotation, biological process: regulation of DNA-templated transcription. Gene Ontology annotation, molecular function: RNA polymerase II cis-regulatory region sequence-specific DNA binding; DNA-binding transcription factor activity, RNA polymerase II-specific.
AUGAACCUGCAGCAGCAAAACCCACCAACACGUGCGGCGCCGCCGCAACUCCGUUUCCGCUUCGCCGCCCAUGAAGGAGACACCACCACCGCCACCGCCGCCGGCGGCGGCGGCGGCGGACAAACAACAAAGCUAUGCGCAAGAGGGCAUUGGAGACCAAACGAAGACGCUAAACUCAAAACCCUAGUCGCCCAGUUCGGCCCACAGAACUGGAAUCUCAUCGCCGAGAAACUCCAUGGCAGAUCAGGGAAGAGUUGCAGGUUGAGAUGGUUCAACCAGUUGGAUCCGAGAAUAAACAAAAGGGCGUUCAGCGAGGAAGAAGAAGAGAGGCUGUUGUCGGCGCACAAAAUGUACGGAAACAAGUGGGCAAUGAUUGCCCGUCUUUUUCCGGGCAGGACCGAUAAUUCCGUGAAGAACCAUUGGCAUGUGAUUAUGGCGAGAAAACACAGAGAAACCAACUCUUUUUACAGAAGAAGAAAACCCACUUUCUCGGCCAAUGUCCAAAACAGUAAUUUCACAUCCGAAACAAAAACCAACAACAACGUUAAUCUCGACGAAUCCGGUGGCUCCACGUGUACCGAUCUCUCACUCACCCCUUCUUCUUUCAGACCGGAAACUGAAACCCCUCAUUUUCUCAUCAGCAGAUUUAGCCCUGUUCAUCAAAUUGGUGAAAACGUGGAAUCAAACUCAGAAGGUUCAGCAGCAUCAGAAUCAGUAGCCAACAACAAUAGGGCCAAUGUGUACAUUUGUGGGGAAAAUGAGAAAUCAAGAAUUGCAUUCAUUGAUUUUCUUGGAGUUGGAGCCACUUAAUUAAUUAUUGGGUAUAUGUACUACUAAUUCAUAAUUAAAAUUAUUAUCACCAGUCUCAGCAAUUAUUGCAUUCUCUGUAAUAAUUCAAAAUUUUCUUCUUUUUUUUUUUAGUUUCUGCAGGCUGCAUGUAUAGUGAAUGAAUCCCAUAAAUGGAAAAAAAAAUAAUAAUUA